Parnassius mnemosyne (clouded apollo) is the source of this 909-nucleotide messenger RNA. Lineage: Eukaryota; Metazoa; Arthropoda; Insecta; Lepidoptera; Papilionidae. The record is from the annotation of a GenBank genome assembly.
AUGUUAAAUCUAGUGGUGUUGACAACUAUAAUAACAUCAGUGCUAUCACAAGAAAUAAUAGGUGUAGCUUACACUUUUGAUGAAGAUUUUAAUUGGACCUUUGACAAUAAAACGUGCCAAAACAAAAAAGGAUGGAAUUUGAUAAGUUACGAACAUUUAAAAAUACCGUCAUCAAAUAUAGGCAGUCCUGUCGGGAUAAGAGCAAUUAACAAUAGUUGCACUUCAUCAUUUCCCAUAAUUUUCUUCUCGGAUAGCAUUUUAGAACUAACAGUGUACCUUAAGGUGAAAGCUUUUGAAAGUGGAUUGACUGCAACGGUAUUUGAUGAAGUUGGAGUUCCUGUAGUGAAGUACGUUUACAAUAAAUCUAGUGAAAACUUUUUAUUAGGAUGGAAUACACUAUUAAUUCCAAUCCACGUAAAUUUAAAAGGAUAUAUCAACCUUCUUGGAUAUUGUCAUAGUAAUGAAAUUGUUAUAUUGGAUUCAUUUAGAUACACGAUAAACAAAACUAACUACAACAGUAAUAAACAAAAGGAAAUAAGCUUACAUACAGAUGUUAUUGAUAUAGUCGAGUUUGGUAGUGGUGAUGAAGACAUUGAUAUCGAAGGAUCUGGAAGCAUUGACGAAAAUGAUUCAAAUACUACAAUACCAGAGGAUUCGGGAUAUAUUACCGAGCCGCCUGACUUACCAACAAGUACUAAUUUUUGGAACCCGGCGACUAUAACUAUUAUUGCUGCUGGUUCUUUUGUAUUAAUUUCAAUAAUUUGUAUUUCUGCUUAUCACUUUGGUAAGCUCAGAGGUCUAGAACAAAAUGCAUCAUUAUUUGAAAACAUUGAACCAACAAUAACCAUAACUAUACCUCGAGUUAACAAUAUUUAUUCAAACCCCUUUUCGAAUAGAUUUAGGAGAUAG